Messenger RNA from Gasterosteus aculeatus aculeatus (three-spined stickleback), 4677 nucleotides. RefSeq names its product chondroitin sulfate synthase 1 (gene chsy1). Lineage: Eukaryota; Metazoa; Chordata; Actinopteri; Perciformes; Gasterosteidae. The record is from RefSeq and is a predicted model, not a curated record. Gene Ontology annotation, molecular function: glucuronosyl-N-acetylgalactosaminyl-proteoglycan 4-beta-N-acetylgalactosaminyltransferase activity. Gene Ontology annotation, cellular component: Golgi cisterna membrane.
GAAAAGAAAACAGCCCAUCGGCGUUGAGGUGUCCCGAUGGUCGCGAAGGAGCGACCGCUGGACGAGCAGAGGAAGCGGCGGCAGAGGACGGUUCAGGUGGCGGCUUCAAGGAGACUGCUGUGAUGCUACGUAGGCAGCUGAAGGGAAAGGGCUUUUCUACUAUGAGAGAGUGUGUGUGAGGCGCCCGACCGUUCUCCUUUUUGGUUUAUGGACAGUUAUUCGUUUUCCCGUUACCGUGUUGCUGUUUUUAACGGGUACCGCGAGGAUACACGGGGAGCUUGGGACGUUUUGGGGAAUGGCAGGUCGAAGCCGAAGAGCCUGGUUUAGUGUUCUGCUGGGGCUGGUGGUCGGCUUCACGCUGGCUUCCAGGCUCAUCCUGCCCAAGGCGACGGAGCUGAAGAAAGCCGGGCACAAGCGAAAGGCGAACCCCGCCGGCUGCGGGCUGAACGGGGGUCACCGAACGGAAUACAACGGCGUACUAUGGCCGCUGCAUGAUAACGGUUCACCGGCGACCGAGAAGCCUGGGCCCGGGUCCAACAACUUCCUGUUCGUCGGUGUCAUGACUGCUCAGAAGUACCUGAACAACCGAGCCGUGGCGGCGCACAGGACAUGGGCACAGACCGUUCCAGGUCGCGUGGAGUUCUUCUCCAGCGAGGGCUCCGACACCUCCAUACCGAUUCCCAUAGUGGCCCUGAGGAAUGUGGAUGACUCGUAUCCGCCGCAGAAGAAGUCCUUCAUGAUGCUCAAGUACAUGCACGACCAUUACCUGGACAAGUACGAGUGGUUCAUGAGGGCCGAUGACGAUGUCUACAUCAAGAGUGAGAGGCUGGAGGGCUUCCUGCGCAGCCUUAACAGCAGCGAAGCCAUUUUCCUGGGGCAGACCGGCAUGGGAGCCAGGGACGAGCUGGGGAAACUGGCCCUGGAGCCCGGGGAGAACUUCUGCAUGGGGGGGCCCGGGGUCAUCAUGAGCCGCGAGGUCCUCAAGAGGAUGGUGCCCCACAUCCGAGAGUGUCUGCAGGAGAUGUACACCACCCAUGAGGACGUGGAGGUGGGCCGGUGUGUCAGGAGGUUUGCUGGGGUCCAGUGUGUCUGGUCCUAUGAGAUGCAGCAGCUUUUCUAUGAGAACUAUGAACCAAAUAAGAAGGGCUACAUCAGAGACCUCCACAACAGCAAGAUCCACCGGGCCAUCACCCUCCACCCCAACAAGAACCCUCCUUACCAGUAUCGCCUACACAGCUAUAUGCUCAGCCGCAAGAUCGCAGACCUGCGCCACCGAACCAUUCAGCUCCACCGGGAGAUUGUUCAGAUGGGCCGCUACGGGGCGAAUGAGCCCAGCCGAGAGGACCUCCAGCUUGGCAUGCCGCCUUCAUUCAUGCGCUUCCACCCACAGCAGAGAGAGGAGGUCCUGGAGUGGGAGUUCCUCACAGGAAAGUACCUGUUUUCAUCCUCUGAUGGUCAGCCGCCCCGCCGCGGGAUGGAUUCAUCCCAAAGGCAAGCCCUGGAUGACAUCAUCAUGCAAGUCAUGGAGAUGAUCAACGCCAAUGCCAAGACACGAGGGCGGGUCAUUGACUUCAAAGAGAUCCAGUAUGGCUACCGGAGAGUCAAUCCCCUAUACGGGGCAGAGUAUGUGCUCGAUCUGCUGCUGCUGUACAAGAAGCACAAAGGGAAGACCAUGACAGUUCCUGUGAGGAGGCAUGCCUACCUGCAGCAGACCUUCAGCCAGAUCCAGUUCAGAGAGGAGGGGGAGAUGGAUGCCGGAGCUCUGGCCAGCCAUAUCAACAAGGAUUCAGACUCUCUCUCAUUUCUGUCCAAUUCCCUGAAGAUGCUGGUGCCCUUCAAGCUGGCCACCUCUGGCCAGGACCAGAGGGAACCGAAAGAGAAGAAAGUCAACAUCUUGGUGCCCCUGUCGGGACGCUAUGACAUCUUUGUGCGCUUCAUGGCUAACUAUGAACGAGUUUGUCUGAUCCCAAACCAGAACGUCAAGCUGCUGAUCCUACUCUUCAGCACAGACAACAACACAGAGCGAGUCAAACAGGUGGAGCUGAUGAGGGAGUAUCACAUGAAGUAUCCUCGGGCCGAGAUGGAGAUAAAGCCUGUCACGGGCUCCUUCUCCAGGGCUCUUGCUUUGGAAGUGGGUUCCUUGCACUUCUCCAAUGAUUCGCUGCUCUUCUACUGUGAUGUGGAUCUGCUCUUCACCAGUGACUUCCUCAAGCGAUGUCGGACCAAUACAGCACUGGGGGAGCAAACCUACUUCCCCAUCAUCUUCAGCCAGUAUGAUCCCAAGGUGGUGUACGCUGGGAAGGUCCCCAGCAACAACCACUACGUCUUCACCUCUAAGACAGGUCUGUGGAGGAACUACGGCUUUGGGAUUGUCUGUGUCUACAAAGGGGACUUGGUCCGGGCUGGAGGCUUUGAUACCUCCAUACAAGGGUGGGGAUUGGAGGAUGUGGACCUUUUUAAUAAAUUUGUCCAGUCAGGGAUUAAGUUGUUCAGAAGCACAGACACAGGGAUAGUGCAUGUUCACCACCCCGUCAUAUGUGACCCAAACCUGGAGGCAAAGCAAUACAAGAUGUGUGUGGGCUCCAAGGCCUCUUCGCACGGCUCCACCCAGCAGCUGGCCGAGCUCUGGCUGGAGAAGAACGACGACGGCUUCAGGAGACUUGCCAGCAAUAACGGCUCAGUUAGGACAGCGUAAGAAAAGCUGGGCUGCUGCCUGCGUGGUGACUUCACUACCUAAUUUAUUUUUUACUGAGACAUGGAUUUUGAAAAUGUCUUUUUUUUUUUCUUUUUUUUUUUAAAGGAAACAUGGCGAUGAACAACUCCUAGAGAACAUCUGAGUUCUCGUACAGGAUUGCAAAAUUGAUAAAUGAUCAAAGGGCCCGAUGCCCCUCUAGCCCACAACACGUUAUUUCAGGCAGGUGUUCCUAAUGAAGUACACCGUCAUUGUCCAUGAAUAUUCCAUAUGUCUUGUGUGCAGAAAAAAGCGACUGGUGUCCACGUACUGGACCACCGGCGCUCCAAAAAGAACUCAACUGACUCACUGAUUGUGAAUGUUUACAAAAGACUGAUUGUCAAAAGCAAUUCAUCAAUGAUCACAGCUGUCUCAGCGGCCGUGGUUCCGCUUGUCUUUUCAAUGUGACACGUCAUCCUGUCACACCAGGACUCAUUAAAUGUCCAGUGUUUACACUAUGCGAUCAGAUGUGGCUCUCAUUGGGAUCCGAUCAGGCCGACCGCAUACCGAGGUGGUCUGGUUCAUAGAGUUCAGAUGCCAGUGAGUGUGGACAGCAUGUGGACACAAUCCAGACCAUGGUCUCCCUCAUCUCCCCAACUCUUGAGUUUCUCCACCCCGGAGCCCAAAGGAAGAGAAGGGCGGCAGACCAGCUGAGACCGGCUGCUUGAGUCCUGUUAACUUACUGCUGAUUUUGCUGCUUUCACAUAACAGAACAACAAGGGAGAGUUCUUCUUAACAGCGUGAACAAUUCAUGGGAAAGUGUAUUCAUCACUGAGUUAGUGGAGGUCUGUUGGCAUCUAUUCUUCCGUAAUACAAUCCUCCUAAUCCCCCAGGGAGGAGGAGAAAGCAGCCUGAAGCCUAACAGGGCUUUUAUUGUGAAGAAUUUACAGGAAAUGAAAUUAUCUUUUAUUUGUUGUUCUACAUCCGCCGCUUUGACCUCCAAUGCAUCCGGUCACACUCACCAGUGUGGGUACGCGGACACACAGUUCAAAUUAUGCAUACGGUGACAAAAGUCCCAUUGAGAAGACAAAUGUAACCACAGCCAAUGGUUUCAGAGAGCCAUUACACCAUUUCAUUUCCAAUAGUUUCCUUCCUUUAACAUUUAGGAUUUUGGUAAUAUGACACAACACUGUUAUUGUUUCUCCUGGAUUUUAAAAUUUUAUUUCUGUGAACCCAACUGCUGGAUUUUCUAUCUGCAAUUGAUCUUUUGCUGUCUUAUUUAUUGAAUUUGCAGGCUCCACUUGUUCUCUCUCACCGAGUUGUGUAGAUGAAACGAUUGUAUAACUCUUGUCAGUUGUGGGAUGGCGCUUUUUUAUGUUGCUUUUCUUAAACUCAUUAUCACCAAAGAGUUUUGCACAGUCGUGUGUGUGUGUGUGUGUGCGCGCGCGUGCGUGCAUGUGUGUGUGUGUGUGUGUGUGUGUCUGUCACAACCAUGACACUGACUGUAUAAUGGAGAGUAAACAGAAAAGCUGCAUCCUGGGCCUUUGUGAUGGGGAAGUGGGGACUAUCCUUUCAUCCUUUCAUCCUCUCAUCCUUUCAUUCCAGUGGGUGGAAAUGGGAGCAGCUCUCUGGUCAGCCGGCUGAAGGCCGACAUCCCACAUGGUGUCUCUUCCUAUAAAUGACUUUCUUUUAUGUUGACAAAGUGUUGUGGCUGGUCCCGGCCCACAGAAGCUCCCGUGCUGAUAUCAUGUGACGCUCACAUGGUCUGGUCCUGUUACAGGUGUGAGGACAGAACAUUUCCCAGUGACAGGCCUGUCGCGCAUGGGCAGGUACUGUACGUUGCAGCACGCCAUUGGGUUGAUGCUCCUCUGUCAGCACGAAUGGCUGAUUUUAAGACUGUCCGUGUUUUUUAUUUUCUUGUAUUUCUUUUGUAUUUUUUGUUCUUUCAACUCUGUCCAACUGGGCAAGGUUUUCUAUUUAAGAAGAAUUAAAAUGGGAGAAAAGUA